Hyalella azteca is the source of this 1304-nucleotide messenger RNA. RefSeq names its product RNA-binding protein 7. Gene Ontology annotation, cellular component: nucleus. The record is from RefSeq and is a predicted model, not a curated record. The coding region runs from base 162 to 1229 and encodes 355 amino acids. Lineage: Eukaryota; Metazoa; Arthropoda; Malacostraca; Amphipoda; Hyalellidae. Gene Ontology annotation, biological process: regulation of alternative mRNA splicing, via spliceosome. The transcript is spliced from 2 exons. Gene Ontology annotation, molecular function: single-stranded RNA binding.
UAUAGAUCACUACUUCUUGCUUCUACUUGACAUCUGUCCAACUAUUAUUUAGAUUAGAUCUUUCCAGACUAUCUCAGCACAGCAAUAACUAAAAGUGAAGAGUUGAAGAUAGUUGUAUAGAGUACAAAACCGUUGUAGAGCUUCAAUACUGGCACCACAUAAUGGGAGAUGAACAAGAAAGAACUAUGUAUGUAGGCAAUCUACACGAUGAUGUCACAGAUUCAUUGCUGUAUGAACUAUUCUUACAGGCUGGACCUCUGCAGUCAAUCAAUCGUGUCAAAGACCGAGAAACUGGCCGACUGAAGAACUUCGCGUUCGUGAUAUUCACACACGCCGUCUCGGUGCCGUACGCCAUCCACCUCACGAACGGCAUCAAGCUCCUGGGCCGACCUCUGAAGACCCAGCGCCGUAAUAACGUAGACCUUCCUCACUACCUCAGCGUGGGUGUGCACUGUAUUGAAAAUGAAUCCGACAUUCAACGAACUCUUAAUGGUGAUGAAAACCCUAGAGCUGAGGAUUAUUCUAAGGGGCGUGACAGCUCCUAUGUACGGAAGAGUCGACAUGAUGGCAGUUUCAAGCCUAAGCCACUUGACCCAAACCAGACAUGGAAGAAUACCAUUGACUACAACCUGCAGCAACAGCAGGCGCAACAACAGACCAAUCAUUACAUGAAUAAUGCAUCUCUUACGGGGAACGCGUCACAUUUGCUCCCUGACCGCCAACAAAGAAAUGUAAACUCACGACCAUCGUCGCAGUCAUUCAGUGGUGGCUCCCCAGCUCGAUCUGCCAGCCACUACCACCAGAUGAACGACAACAUUUUAGGCCAGAUGAGCGGUAGUGGGGAUCUUCGUAAUAAGCUCGGCGGCAACAACUACCGGAGCACACGCGAUGACCGCGGUGCAGCUUAUAGCAACCAAAGUGCUGGUGGCUACGCCGGUGGUUAUAAUGGACCAAAUAGAUCCAGUUCACUUUACCAUACGCAUUAUGGCAGCACCAGUUUCGUCAACACGUAUUCAGCUCAAGACAACAGUCGCAAAGGUUACAGCGGGAGUGAUUACAACUCUGGGUACGGUAGUGGUCGUUAUUAUGACUCGUACGACAGAAAUAAUGGAAAUAGAAAUACUAACGAGGGUAUGCAGCAUCGCCUUGGCCGGUCUCCUAACGAAGCUCAUCACCGCAGCCGCAGUUACGACAGUAAAGACUACAAUAGCUGGAACCGCCGUACCUGAAGAUAAUUUUUAUCCUGCAACUAAGAACCAUUGUGUUGAGUAAUUGGUUUCAAAAUAACGAAUUAUGAUAUUUUU